Messenger RNA from Onychostoma macrolepis, 5266 nucleotides. RefSeq names its product RAB18A, member RAS oncogene family (gene rab18a). Gene Ontology annotation, molecular function: GTP binding; GTPase activity. Lineage: Eukaryota; Metazoa; Chordata; Actinopteri; Cypriniformes; Cyprinidae. The record is from RefSeq and is a predicted model, not a curated record.
CACCAUCGAUAGAUUUUACCGAAGAAGAGAGAAACGUUUGGCCCUCGAAUAAUAGUUCUGCUGUCCCAUUUUCUAUAUUUUUAUUCAUAUCGACAGUAUUUUUGCUCAUAGUGGCAUAUUUCAGAAAACAUGAAUGAGGAUAUUUUGACCACUCUGAAAAUACUGAUCAUCGGAGAAAGCGGAGUGGGCAAAUCCAGUCUUCUUUUGAGAUUUACAGAUGACUUUGAUCCAGAAAUUGGUGCAACAAUUGGUGUAGAUUUCAAGGUGAAAACCCUGGCUGUGGAUGGAAACAAAGCAAAGCUAGCAAUCUGGGACACAGCAGGUCAGGAGCGUUUUCGAACUUUAACCCCCAGUUACUACAGAGGUGCUCAGGGUGUCAUUCUGGUGUAUGAUGUUACUAGGCGAGAGACGUUUGCUAAACUGGAUAACUGGUUGAAUGAGCUAGAUACAUACUGUACAAGAAAUGAUCUUGUCAAAAUGCUGGUGGGAAACAAAAUCGAUAAGGAAGACCGUGAGCUAGAGCGAGAAGAGGGUCUGAAGUUCGCUAGAAAACAUUCCAUGCUUUUCAUAGAGUCCAGUGCUAAGACGAGAGAUGGUGUUCAGUGUGCGUUCGAGGAGCUGGUGGAGAAAAUCCUGCAGACUCCAGGCUUGUGGGAGAACGUGCACAAGACAAGAGGAGUUGCCCUGUCUGAACUCUCUGAAACCGGUCAAGGAGGCUGUGGAGGAUAUUGCUCACUUCUCUAACACACAAACUGCUGUUUAAACAGUGCAGGUUAGAUUAGUUAACGCAUACGUAUGCAGGAUACAUAAACCUUUUUUGGCACACAAGCAACACUCAUAUAUCAUGCUUAAAACAUUAUCAUUUAACAGGUCCGGCACAAACGAUAUAAAGACGAUCGCUGGAAAACUAGAUAAGCCUUAGAGGGGACUUUUACUACAUUUUUUAGUGAUGAAAUUAAUUCAAAGAACUCUAUUGAAAGCACGCUCAUCAUUUGUAUUCAGUAAGGGGAUAAAAAAAAAAAAACCUUGAUUACUCUAUUAUACCUCAGAUCAGCUUGCUUCUCAGUUUGUAUAUUUCUCGUAGUGUUUUACUUUGUUUUGUCCCAGUGCCUGUGUUUCUUAUUUAGGAAGAGGUAAACACUCAUCAGUUUAACUCGACCUUUCAAACUGCUGGAAUGAGACCUCAGUAGAACACAGAUUUCCAUCAACAUGCCCUCGCUUGAUGUCUGCAACGUGCGGAACUCCGUUCUUUCUUUAUCUGUCCAUCUUUGGAUCCCACUUUUUCCUACUGUCAAUUACUUGUUAACUCUCUUUCCUCUCUCUCGCUACAUGUAUCUGUCUUCAAUUCAGUUCUAUCAGUUCCGUCUCUGUUUCUCCACGUCCCUCUCUACAGAAUAAUAGAGUUACCAAGGAUUUUUGAUUUGUGUUUUACUACUUUUAUUGACCACAUAAAAAUAUGUUUUUGAAACGUUUAUAAAUCAAACAGAUUGGCACAAGAAGUCUCUGCUGUACUUAUAAAUGAGGGUAAAAAAUUACUGGAAUAGAUUAAUGAGAAUAGGAGUAUUUUCGCCUGCAGAUUCAUGGACAUUUAUUGUCUUGACAUGUCUGUCCAUCUCAGAGAAAGGAAAAAAUGUUUAAAAAUCCGUAGAGUGAGUCAUUAGGGUGUGACUAUAGAUGGCUGGUUUUCUCACACAGAGAAAUGGAACAAAAGAACAAAUUUAGAAAUAAUAAAUGUUCGCCAAAAAAAUCUAUGACACUUGACAGCGAUGCCAAAGGAAUAUUUCCAUUCUCCUGGUUUAAUCUGCACUAUCCGAUCUGGACUAUUUAGUCUGUUAUGUUUGUUUUAGAGAAACAUCCAGGGGGUCCCAGAUGUCUGGUCUUGUGUUCGUAGCUUAAAAACUGGGUGGUAAAGUCCUGUUGAGAGCCAACCUCAGUUACAGCAGUUUCAGAAAGUGUGUGGCACAUAUGGAAGGAAACGCUGGGUUUGUAUAUACACCCACAGAGUAUUUUCAUUUUUGCGCAUUUAUGCAUUCCUUUUCACUUGUUUUGAAAAUGCAAAUUAUUAGCAAUUAUCAAUGUAUCGUAUAGUUUCCAGUUGCAUGCAGUGAUGUCUUCUGUGCUUUUUAUGGCAGUUAUAUGUAAUGGUUUAUGUUUUGACCAAUCACUGCAUAUCAAAAUCAUCCCAUAUUUCCAUUGAUCUGAGAUCUGACUUUAACUAAUUUUAAUUUGGAUUCCUUACAUAAUCAUAUUUCUCUAUUUGUGUGUAAGUUCAAAUGUAAAUCCAAUGCAUUUAUGCAAUAUUGCAUACUGUUAUUGCACAUUCAUUGCUGUAUGUAAAUAUUUGCUGAUGAUGGUCAUAAAUACAUUGUAAUGUUGAUGUUUGACACUAUAAUGCUGCACUUGAAAUGACAAUAUUUUGUCUUUGAAUACCUUUUUCCCUCUCUCUUUCACUUUCUCUCAUACUUUUUCCAGCAGUGAGUUCUUGUUAAAUAUGACCCACCACAGGAAUGUAUCUCUCCAGGCCUCUGCGAUUUCACCGUUUCUCGUUACAUUUCUGCGUGAAUGCUGUAGUGACUGAAGUGUUUGCUUAUUCAUGUGUUCAGAUGGCAUCUUCAUAUGGUUGCCGCACCCGUCCGAUGUGGAUGAAUCCAAAUUAUUGCAUUUGCACAGACAGGCAGGUCCAGUAACCAUAGUGAUUGCAGGUUUUUCAGUCUUCGUAGCCGUUUGACCAGGAGGUGCGUAAUUCCAAGUUGACAAAUGAAAGCCUAGUCGAAAGCACUUCUUGGAUUAAGUAAAAAAUGAUUUGAAGAAAGUAUGUGUCGAUCAUACAUCAACGACGCUUUGCGGUGUCUAUACUGUAUUGUUCUUAUAUGACUGGCUGUCCAUACUAGUCCUGUAAUUCAGUACGUUAUAUUUCCCCUGAAGACUUCUCUAAACGCUCCCACCUGCCAGUUUCACCUUUCUCUUGGACGAGGAAGGGAUAUUCCAGGCACAAUAUUAUAAUUGUAUAAUAUAAUACUGAGGCCUAAUUACUCUGCUGGUUAGGGUAGCUAAAAGCCUGGUUUGGACCAAUAUGCUGAGGAUCAGUGUUCAAAAUUAAACAUGUGCGGGUGACCAGCCAUUCUGGUCUUUUCAGGGUAAGGAUAUAAAUCAGCUUUCUUAGGUCCCUGUGUUGAGUUUUUAAUGCUGUGUUCCUUUCUGUUCAGCCAUUUCAGGUAAUUCAAUUACAGUAAAUUAUUGUUUGUUUGCAUUAUCUGCUUAUUUUAGGCUGAAAUCUGGAAUUUCAUGAAAAAGGUUUCAAAAUCUGAACUGUUAAUUUUAUCUUAAUGCAUAAUACAAAAAUAACUUUACAAGUUGCUGAGGUCUGAGGCAGUGUAAAUAUCCGACAUAUUAAUUUUAGUCAGAUUUAGACUGACUAAAAUGGCAUCUAAUUUUAAACGGUGAAAAUGAGUUUUUGCCUUUAUUAUGGCAGGAUAGUGGAGAGCAGACAGGAAACAAAGUGGGAGAGUGAGGGGGAGGGAUCGGGAAAGGUCCUCGAGUCGGGAUUCGAACUUGGAACGCCUGUAUGUUGGCACACUCGCCUACGAGGCUAUGAGCACCGAUUUAUGUGUAAAUAUGUGAUUAAUGUCAUAUAGGAUGUGUUUGGGUUAAUUAAUCGCUAACAAGGUGCUUCAGUUUUCCAUUUUUGAUUUACUGUUCUGCCUCAGCAAUCAGAUAUUAUUGAUAGUCAGCCUUUCUGUAUUUUAUCAAGAAACAUUGUCAGUGCAUUUUUAAUGUUUGUUUUUGAAUUUGUGUUGCCUUUUGUGGCGAUACAGUAAUGAUUGACUGUUGAAGAUCCUUAAGUUCUGUUUUCACUCGUUACACCAAAUCAGGCGCUUAUAUCUGUACAUUUCUGCAUAGGCCAUCAGCCCAUGUCUCAUUAACUACUGUCUUUUAUUCUUUCUUUGCUCUCUCUCUCUCGUGCAUGGCUCAGUUCUCAGACGGCCUCUCUGUGGGCUCAUCACACUGUCCUCCAUGAGAUCAUUAUGAGACUGCAGUGGUGGUUUCAUAAGGUGUCGAGUUCCCCAAACGUCACUGCAUUUGGCCUGCUCACACACCCUGCUCGUUAUCAGUCUGAUUGAUUUGCCGUAUCGGCCGGGGGAACGGAGCCAAAGCAGUUGUGGGUCGGAGGAUGGCUUGUGGAAAGUGCACGAAGGGUCAGGGUUUAGUGAUGAUUUCGGAAUCUGUAUUUCACUCUAGAGGCACAUUUAGCGCAUCGUGCUGUGUAUAAACCGAAGGAACAUUUUCAUUAGAGUUCUACGGUAAAUGCAUCUUAAUGGGGGGUGAAAUGCGGGGUUUCUUUGUACCACAUAUUCUCUAGUUAUUGAUGGCAUAUUUGGCCAGUGUUGAAGCCUUGGUUAAGCGUGACAUUGGUCUGAAAAGCAAUUUGCUUGGCUGCCAUCCAUUUCCAAAUCGUUCUUAACCUAGAAUAAGACUCUAUCUGGAUCUGCAACACUAUUUAUGUUAAGUGUUAAGUUGAUUAGAAAUGUCUGUGAUAAUGCAUUUUUUGCAACAAUCCUCUACAACUGUCAUAAUCAUUCUCUCCAUGUGUUUAAAAUACAGGAACUGUCAGAAUAACACAGUUUAUUCUUUCUAGAUAAAUUGUUCUUCUGUCUAGUUGGAUAUAUACUUUGGAAGUUCACAGCUCACAAGCUUUUUGUGGCCUUUUAAUGCCAUUAUUGGAGCUCAAAGUCUCACUUAUUCACUAAAUUGUUCUUUUAAUAAGUUUUGGUUGGUUGUAAUAACUUUCACUAUCACUAUACUGAAACAUUCUAAUAACUUACAGCAUUACAAAUCUAUACACUGUGUAUCAACCCUGCACAAUCUGAUAAAAGCAAAAAAUUGUCACUGGAGCAGUACCCUCACUGCAUAUUACUAACUUGGUUCUAAAACUGGGGGUGUCCAACAAAGUGUCAUAGCAAUUUGUAUCUAUUUUACAUUUUGGUAAAUUGGUGGCUAAUUUUUAUGAAUUCGGAUAAUCUCAUUUGUGCGUUUCUGUAUGAUCUGUUUAUACCCCAGUGGUAGUUAUGCUUGCUUUUAUUCUAAGAAUUGAAGAUUCAUACUGUACAAAUUCAUAUGAAAUCACCCUGUAAAUAAAGAUCAGUUUGGGGCCUCAGCAAACUUCCAAGGAGGCUAUGGGAUGACUUAAAAUGUUUAAUUAUAUGAUGAAGAAUCGCAGUACAAAUGCUAAACAAACAAACAAAGUAAACUGCAAUAAUAUUCUUAA